Molecule: messenger RNA, 1217 nt
Organism: Hipposideros armiger (great roundleaf bat)
Lineage: Eukaryota; Metazoa; Chordata; Mammalia; Chiroptera; Hipposideridae
Gene: MRPS17
Product: mitochondrial ribosomal protein S17
Exons: 3
Coding region: 113-505 (130 amino acids)
Biological process (GO): mitochondrial translation
Cellular component (GO): mitochondrial small ribosomal subunit; ribosome
Molecular function (GO): structural constituent of ribosome
Source: RefSeq, a predicted model, not a curated record
AAUGAAAGGGGCGGAGCGACCUGCGUGCGGCGUGACGCCACCGCAUUGCGACCGGUACUCCGUGAGGCGUGCGCCGCAAUAGUGGAGCUGGAGGUGACUAAAGCCACCUGAAAUGUCAAUUGCUCGUUCAUCUGUCCACGCCAAAUGGAUUGUGGGGAAGGUGAUUGGGACAGCAAUGCAAAAAACUGCUAAAGUGAGAGUGACCAGACUUGUUCUGGAUCCUUAUUUAUUAAAGUAUUUUAAUAAACGAAAAACCUACUUUGCUCACGAUGCUCUUCAAAAGUGCACAGUUGGGGAUAUUGUACUUCUUAAAGCUUUACCUGUUCCACGAACGAAACAUGUGAAACAUGAGCUGGCUGAGAUCAUUUUCAAAGUUGGACAAGUCAUAGAUCCAGUGACGGGAAAACCCUGUGCAGGAACUACCUACCUGAAGAAUCCAGUUAGUUUGGAAACCACCCACCUAACCAAAAACCUGGAAAAACUCAUUAUCUCUUCAGAACAAUGAAGGAGGAUUAGAAAUAGAAGCCAAAGGGAAAGAUUUAUGAGUUUGCUUUAAGGAAAAAGAUAUUUUUCUAAGUUUCAUCACAAACUGACCAAUUUAUCUUCUGGUAUUUGUGAAAUAGUGAAAAGUAAAUGAAUAAAGCGUUUGUUAUAAUUUUCCAUGAAGGUUUAUGGUCAUGUUUCAAAUUUCCUUUUCAAUGAACAUACUUUCCUGUUACACUAAGUGUGCCUAACAACCUGCUGCAUUAUUUUUUAAGCUCACUGUUUUAGAUGUGUUUUUUCUUUUUUUUUUUUUUCAUUCAAAGGAAUCUUGAAUUUAUCUUAGAAUCUUUAUUUUGGGAGAAGAAAUCCUUUAGAUAUAAACAGAUAAGUUCACAUUAAGUGACUAUUCUUGAUGGUAUGUACUCAAAAUUAAUUUAAUUUUUUUCUCUGAUUUAACCAGUUCCAAAUGGAAAUAAUCAGCAUGCUUGGGGUCAGACUAUAUCAGAUUAAAGCCUGUAAUUAAAUAUCAGAUUAAAGUCUAAUUAAUAAGAAAAUAAAACUUUAAAAUUCUUUGUUAUUUUUUUAAUCCUGUAUCCUAGGCUACAUUAAAUAGGAGUGAGUUCUUAAAAUCUGAUACAUUGAUGAAGUCAUAGAACUUCUCACAUGUGCAUUUGAAUUGGAGAGUUUCAGAGUUUUAUUGCUGUCUAUUAAUAAACUGUGAAUACUUAAAUUUU